This is a messenger RNA of Anopheles merus, 811 nucleotides long. RefSeq names its product succinate dehydrogenase [ubiquinone] cytochrome b small subunit, mitochondrial (gene SdhD). Gene Ontology annotation, biological process: mitochondrial electron transport, succinate to ubiquinone; tricarboxylic acid cycle. Gene Ontology annotation, cellular component: mitochondrial envelope; membrane. The transcript is spliced from 3 exons. Bases 198 to 728 code for a protein of 176 amino acids. The record is from RefSeq and is a predicted model, not a curated record. Lineage: Eukaryota; Metazoa; Arthropoda; Insecta; Diptera; Culicidae. Gene Ontology annotation, molecular function: ubiquinone binding; heme binding.
GUCAAACGUCACUGCGUACGUCAGUUGUGAAAGCUUUGGGCUGGAGCAGCGAAACGAAAAUAUCAACCCCUUUCCGAGCGCCGAUUUGUUUUGCUUCAACACUUCGUCGCGUGCGUGUUUGUGGUGUGACGACGAAAGUUUCGGUCGUAAGCGAAUCCCUGCCGAGCAUCUGUGUCUCCCAAAAACAAAAAGAAGCGAUGGCCAACUGUAUCCUGCGCGGCACACUGUCGAAGCCAGCGAUGGCGUUCGCCCGCACGCUCGUCUCGGGCCAGUCGGUGGCCCUGCCUAGGGUGGCAAUGUUCACCGGCAGCCUGGUGGCGCCCGCUGCCCGCAAAGCGCAGCCGCUCGCCAGCACCACCGUGCGCCACUUUGCCGUCUCGCCCGUGCGGUGUUCCAGCGGCGGCAGCCACGUUACGCUGUGGAAUGCCGAGCGCGCCCUGUCGGUCGCGCUGCUCGGCGUCAUCCCGGUCGGGCUGAUGUUCCCGUCCCAGGUCGGCGACACCCUGAUCGCGGUCAGCGUCGUGAUGCACCAGCACUGGGGCCUGGAAGCGAUCGUCACCGAUUACGUGCGCCCGAUCCUGUUCGGCACCACCGUGCCGAAGCUGGCCCACGGUUUGCUGCUGCUCGUGUCCGCCGCCACGCUCGGCGGGCUGUUCUACUUCAACUACAACGACAUCGGCAUCGCGGGCUUCGUGCGCAAGAUCUGGUCGACCAAGGCGAAGGAGUGAAGCGGCCAGCGGUGGGAAGAGCAAUUUAACGAUUAUUACCUUUAGUAACUAGUUGAACGCGAACGCAAACGUCUGACGGAGGG